Molecule: messenger RNA, 396 nt
Organism: Pyrgilauda ruficollis (rufous-necked snowfinch)
Lineage: Eukaryota; Metazoa; Chordata; Aves; Passeriformes; Passeridae
Gene: CUNH10orf105
Product: chromosome unknown C10orf105 homolog
Exons: 1
Coding region: 1-396 (131 amino acids)
Source: RefSeq, a predicted model, not a curated record
AUGAGCUCUGGCAAUGGCACCUCUCCCACCACACCUCUCCCUGGGCUUCUGGAGCCAGUGCCACCCAGUGCCACAUCCCCUGAGGUGACAGACUGGCUGCCCAUCAUCGUUGGGCUCGUCUGCAUCUUCCUGGUGCUGGCCACCCUCCUCACCUUUGUCACCCUCUGCAGGCCAGCAGCGCUGGGCCAGUCCUUCUCCAGCCCCCAGGAGUGCCUGCCCCACCACCCUGCGGAUGCCAGCGAGCCCCAGCUGAGGCUCUGGAAGCGUCUGGGCUCCCUGAGGGCCUCCAUCAGCAGCUUCAGGAGGAGCCAGCUGGUGUCCCAGAGCCCGCUGGCCUGUCCCAGGAGCUUCUCCAGCAGCCAGGACUGGGACAUUAUGGAGUCCACCAAAAUGUGA